This is a messenger RNA of Drosophila virilis, 2039 nucleotides long. It is a transcript of the gene Osi7, whose product is annotated as Osiris 7. Lineage: Eukaryota; Metazoa; Arthropoda; Insecta; Diptera; Drosophilidae. Gene Ontology annotation, cellular component: membrane. The record is from RefSeq and is a predicted model, not a curated record.
UUGUAUCAUUUCAUCCUAACCCAUCAAAGCAGCAACACAGCAGCCAGCAGCGUUGUGUGGCAUAGUGCAAGACUCAAAGUUGAAAAGAGAAAGUGCGUUUUGUCGAUUUGUGUGCGGUACAAAAGCCGAAAGUGUGCACAACCCUCAAAAGGACUAUACAACAAGAACAACAACAACACAAACAAGUGAAAACAAAAAUAAAAAAAAAAAAAAACAAUAACAAUAAGAAAUAUGGCAAACAAUAAAGUUAUUUUCGGUGUCUUGUGUUUGGUGACGCUGUCCGCUGCGCUCCCGGCUGAGGAAACGCGCGGCCAUGCCCGCAACGCCAUCGGCGGCGACAAUGACAUUAUGGAUAGCAUCUAUAGCGAUUGCCUGCGCAAGGAUUCCGUCUCGUGCGUCAAAUACAAGCUGUUCAACUUUGUCGACAAGGUGCUCGGCGCACGCGAUCAGUAUGCUCUCACCGAGGGCGUCACUGUUGUCCGUUCGCCAGAUGCGCCCGUUCAGGAGGCAGCCCGCUCCAUUUCUGGUGAUGAGUCGUUCGAGUCGCUGGCACUGAAUCGCAUCAGCAGCUUCCUCAACACGCACAACAUCAAGGUCGAACUAAAGGGUGCCGAUAUUGUGCAGGCGGUGAGCUCCACUGGACGCGCCUUGGAGGAUGCCUCGGAGUCGCUAUUCGGCAGCAAUGAUCCCAAUGCGCCCGAGGAGAGCCGUGGCAAGAAGAAGAAGGCCGCCAAAAUCUUGGGCCCCAUUCUGGCUUUGGUCGCACUGAAGGCCGCCGCUCUGCUGCCCCUGCUGCUGGGCGCCAUCGCUCUGAUUGCCGGCAAGGCUCUGCUCAUUGGUAAGAUCGCCCUGGUGCUGUCGGCCGUGAUUGGCCUGAAGAAGCUGCUGUCUCAGGAGAAGCAUGUCACCUACGAAGUGGUCGCCCAUCCCCAUCACAGCAGCAGUCACUCGGUCAGCCAUGGCGACUCAUAUGGCAGCGGCUAUAGCGCCGAUGCGGGCGCCUCCUCGGCCUCGUACGGCAGCAGCGGACACGGCGGCUGGGGACGCUCCAUCGAUGCCCAGGAUCUGGCCUAUGGUGCCCAGAAACCCCAGGCCUAAGUGAAGCCACAGUCAGCAACCACAAGAACCACAUGAACCACAUGAACCACACGAACCACAACCACAAUCACUGACUCGAGCCGCAACGCUCGCACACGACAGACUCUUGAUGAGGAACACAUAUUAUUUAUUGUUCGUUUUAAUUAAUUUAUUAAUAUAAUUUAUUUUAUUUAUUUUUCCACACGAAAAAGCGCAAAGCAACGCACACAAAAACGGAAACUAAACAAAAAAAAAAAAAAAAAAAAACAACAAACAAAAAACAGAUGAUUUAAAACAUUGUUAAAGGACAUUGUAGCGAAAAGAGAAGAAGCAGAAGAUGAGCCCAGAGCCACGAUCAGGCUGGCUGAGUGUGCGUGCAUUUAGCUGCUUGACAUACAUACAUACCAUACAUACCAUACACAGAUACACAUUUGUAUCUUAUAAAGCCUAAAGUUAAGUUUGUAAAAAAAAGCACAAAGCGAGAGUUAAAGUCGGUACCUUAUGCAAAACGUUUCAAAAUACUCAUAAGCCCAGGCGGCGACUCUGUGUAGCGUUCAGCCUUAGGUCUAAGCUCGCACCAGGAACUCACUUACACACACGCACACACACUUGCACACACAUCUAUCUAACUAUCUCACUCUCUCUCUCUCUCUCAUUCUCUCUCUCUCUCUCUAUCUGCAUCUGUCACUUGCUGUCGCACAGUCUCUGAGUCAUAGCUCGUUCACGUUAUCUCCCUGUCCAUCCUAUCGCUAUUUACACUAUCCAUCUAGAGACUAUACCAAAACUUUGCUGGUUGCCAUGCAACUGUCUAACCUACUGUACACACUACUCUACAGCAAUACUCUACUCUUUAUACUCUACUGUCUACUGUACUCUACUCAACUAUUCUGUACUCUUUACAUGCAAUUCUAGUCUUAUAUUACAACAGAAAAAGAAAACUACAGCAACUAGCUUUAACUCAA